GCGUGGUGUGUGGCCGUGAAUGCAGCAGCUAGCAAAGAUCACAUACUAUAAAAUAAAAUGUAUAAGAGAAGAAAAUAAUCUGAAAGAAUAUAAACGCUUCUUCAUGGCGGAAAAAGAGCAGAGAAAGCUGCCUCUUUCCCUGAAAGACUUUACUGAGGGAAUAGCGAGCCCGGUGUUUUAUACAGUCAUUGGUUGCUUCCUGGUGUUGCUGCACAGGCUCUCGGUGUCCCCGAUUCAGUUUGCUGCAGUGUCAGUGUUAGUUCUUUCUUUAUUCUUGCAGUGUGAACGCAGAAAGAAGAAAGAUCCAGGGAGACGACCGCUGGUAAAGUGGCGCCCUGUCUCUUCAUCUUUACACGUAUACAUAUAUGUUAUAGCAGCAGACUGUGUCUUCUACAUCCGUAAAAGAAAUCAGACAACAGGUGUGUAUAUAAUGUCAGCUGUGGCUAACACAUUUGAAAAUGUGAAAGCAGUUAUUCUAUCAGCUCAUAAAAACACAACAUCAAGGGACAAGGUCUCCUUCUACGACUCCUGGGCAGAGAACUAUGAUCAGGAUGUGGCUGUCCUGGAUUACCGUGCACCAACUCUGGCAGCAAACUGCAUCUCUUCCCAUUUCAGUGGAGAUCGUGAGGGUGCCGUCGUAUUGGAUGUGGCCUGUGGUACAGGACUGGUGGCCACACAGUUGAAGAAACUUGGAUUUGGAAAGUUUGUGGGUAUAGAUGGAAGCGAAGCUAUGUUGGAGUUGGCAAGACAGAGUGGGUUGUACCAGGACUUGAAGCAGAUCAUGCUGGGAGAGGAGCCACUGCCUAUCCAGUGGGAUUCGUUUGAUGUGGUUGUGAUUGUUGGAGCACUAAGUUUUGGUCAUGUCCCUCCUGCUGUGGUCAGAGAUCUGUGCAAGACCACCAAACCAGGUGGCUACAUUUGCAUGACUACCAGAAGUAACCAGGACAAUCUAGAGUACAAAGGCUGUCUUGACUCUGAGCUCAGGCAGAUGGAGAACGAGGGGCUUUGGACUUGUCUAGAGGUCACAGAGGUGGAAAACUGGGAGAGAGCUGUGUCGGAGCACGAGGAUGGCUACAUAUCUGGCGCUGUAUAUCUCUACAAGAAACUAUAAUUAUACAUAUAUCACAAAAGUGUAUGGUGGUUUAAAAUCACACCAGCAAAGGUGCAGAAUAGACUUAUUAGAGAAGAAACAAAACCGGGAUAAAAUUUACGUAAGUUUAAAAAGGAUGGCUUGAUUUUUGCAUUUGCAGAAUUAGGUAGGCUCAAAGAUGGAAAGCUGCUUUCAAGCAAAUGAGUAUCUUGCAGCUGAGUAACAGACUUUUCCUUAUUGAAAGUAAAUGAACCAUUUUCUAAAUAAAUGGUUAUAUAACUUGUGUCUGUAACUGUGUCUGUUGUGCAUUAUUAUCUGCCAUCCACUAAUAAGUGAGUUUAUGAGGUUACAUUUUCUAAUUCAGUGAUUCAGUUGGCUCAAAUGUUAGGCUAUCCCCUUUGUGCUUAAAACUUUAUUAACUUUAUUUGCUAUUUGUUUUAAAUUUUAAAACUAGUCAAGUCGAAAAGAAAUUGGACAAUUAUGCUUCUGUACACCACCACGGUGGAUUUUAUGUUAAGCAACCCAGAUGAAGUGGAGAUGUUUUACCAAUGACCUGACCCCGUUUAACAAUAUUAUAUACAGCAUCAGAUACAGUUUUAGGUGACUGAAAGCCUAAUGGUCAGUGUGCAUUUCAUAUGGACGUCUUGAGCAGUGAAUCUCUAAAUUCUUGCUUGGGUCACUGGGCUGGAUUUCUAAAAUUUUACAUUUUUGAAGACAUACAACCAGUGAUCAUAUCUUUGUGAGACCCAGCCUAUUCAUCUAUUCCAUUCCAUUCAUCCAGCAGUGGACACAAAUCACAAAUAAAGUUAAACUAAAACUUUUUUUCCUCCUUCCUUUUUUAUCUUCCUCCUCUGGAGGAUAAAACGUGGAUUCUUCAGACCCGUUUCUUAGUUUAGAAAGCUAGAAAGACUUAAUUUCAUUCACCCAAGGACAAA
Messenger RNA from Oreochromis niloticus (Nile tilapia), 2025 nucleotides. It is a transcript of the gene mettl27, whose product is annotated as methyltransferase like 27. Lineage: Eukaryota; Metazoa; Chordata; Actinopteri; Cichliformes; Cichlidae. Bases 20 to 1111 code for a protein of 363 amino acids. The transcript has 6 exons. The record is from RefSeq and is a predicted model, not a curated record.